GAGGCCAGGAGUAAAAACAUUAGUCCUCGUUCCUCUUCGUAGUUGGGAGACUUUUCUUGUCGCUUUUCAGGAUUUUCUUUGGGGACACGCAGCUCAGCCGCAGGACGCACGAAGCCAGGACGCACGAGCGGUAUGAUGGAUAGAUAGCAGGAGGAGGAAGAGGAAGAGAAGAUGUCGUUCUUUGGCGUUGACUGUGUCAGAAAGAAAGAGAGAGAGCUGGACAGGAAACUACGUGCCAACGACCGCGAGUACAACCUCUCCUUCAAAUAUGCAACUAACGCCAUCAAGACCUCCAAAUACAACCCCUUCACCUUUCUACCUCUCAACCUCUUUGAGCAGUUUCAGAGAAUCGCCAACGCCUACUUCCUGUUUCUGCUGGUGCUCCAGGUGAUUCCUCAGAUCUCCUCACUGUCCUGGUUCACCACAGUCGUGCCUCUGGUGCUCGUGCUGGCAGUCACUGCUGCCAAGGAUGCCACUGACGAUAUCAAUCGCCACCGGAGCGACAAUCAAGUCAACAACAGAAAAGUUCAAGUCCUUAUUGAUAGAAAACUGCGGAGCGAGAAAUGGAUGGACGUCCAAGUGGGAGACAUCAUCAAGCUGGAAAACAACCAGUUUGUCACUGCCGACCUCCUGUUGCUCUCCAGCAGUGAACCACUCAACCUGGUGUAUAUCGAGACAGCAGAACUGGAUGGAGAGACAAACCUGAAGGUGAGACAGUCCCUGACCGUGACAGGAGACCUCGGAGAGGAUAUUGAAAAACUGGCAGACUUCAACGGUGAGGUAUGCUGUGAACCGCCCAACAACCGCCUCGACCGCUUCACAGGAACACUAACCUACGGCGGUCAGAAAUAUUCUCUGGACAACGAGAAGAUCCUGCUGCGAGGCUGCACGCUGAGGAACACUGACUGGUGCUUUGGGCUGGUGCUGUUUGGAGGUCCAGAGACGAAGCUGAUGCAGAAUUGUGGGAAGAGCACGUUCAAGAGGACCAGCGUAGACCGACUGAUGAAUGUGCUGGUCCUUUGUAUUUUUGGUUUCCUGGCAUUCAUGUGCACCAUCCUGGCGAUAGGAAACUGCUUCUGGGAGCUGAACGAAGGUUCACAGUUCACAGUUUUCCUUCCCAGACAAGAUGGCAACAAUGCUGCCUUCUCCGCCUUCCUCACAUUCUGGUCCUACGUCAUCAUCCUCAACACUGUGGUGCCCAUCUCGCUUUAUGUUAGUGUGGAGAUUAUUCGUCUGGGGAACAGCUUCUACAUCGACUGGGACAGGAAGAUGUACUACACACGUAACAACACCCCCGCCGAGGCUCGCACCACCACGCUGAACGAGGAGCUCGGCCAGAUCAAGUACGUCUUCAGUGACAAAACAGGGACGCUCACACAGAAUAUCAUGACCUUCAACAAGUGCUCCAUUAACAGCAAAUCUUACGGAGAUGUGUAUGACUACACGGGUCAAAGACUUGAAAUUACUGAGCAUACGGAGACGGUGGACUUCUCCUUCAACCCGCUGGCUGACCCGCGCUUCAUGUUCCACGACCACUCCCUGGUGGAGGCGGUGAAGCUGGAGAACCCAGAGGUCCACGCCUUCUUCAGACUGCUGGCCCUCUGCCACACCGUCAUGGCCGAGGAGAAGAAAGAAGGUGAACUUUUCUACCAGGCCCAGUCUCCAGAUGAGGGAGCGCUGGUUACAGCAGCCAGAAACUUUGGAUUUGUCUUCCGCUCACGUACACCAGACAGCGUCUCCAUCGUGGAAAUGGGACAGCAGCGCAGCUAUGAACUCCUGGCCAUCCUGGACUUCAACAAUGUCCGCAAGAGGAUGUCCGUCAUAGUUCGGAGUCCAGAGGGGAAACUCUCUCUCCUCUGUAAAGGUGCAGACACAAUUAUCUACGAGAGGCUGCAUCAGUCCUGCAGCAAGCUGAUGGACGUCACUACAGAGCACCUUAAUGAGUUUGCAGGGGAGGGGCUGCGGACUCUGGCGCUGGCCUACAAGGAUCUGGAUGAGGAUUAUUUCAAUCAGUGGAAACAGCGCCAUCAUGAAGCCAGCACUGCACUGGAUGACCGAGAGAGCAAACUGGACGAGCUGUACGAGGAGAUAGAGAAGGAUCUGCUGCUGCUCGGAGCAACAGCCAUAGAGGAUAAGUUACAAGACGGAGUACCGCAGACUAUCGAGCAGCUGUCCAAAGCCGACAUCAAAAUCUGGGUUUUGACUGGUGACAAGCAAGAAACUGCAGAAAACAUUGGGUAUUCGUGCAAUUUACUGCGGGAGGAGAUGAACGAGGUCUUCAUCGUCUCCGGGAACUCACCUGAAGAUGUCAGACAGGAACUGAGACAUGCACGGACCUCCAUGAAACCGGCGGAGGAUUCGGUGUUUCUGCCAGAGACGACUUUGGGUAAAGGUGCGAAAGUGAUCACAGACGAGGUGGUGAAUGGAGAGUACGGCCUGGUCGUCAAUGGACACAGCCUGGCGUACGCGCUGGAGCGCAGCAUGGAGCUGGAGUUCCUGAGGACGGCGUGCAUGUGUAAAGCUGUGAUCUGCUGCAGGGUCACUCCUCUGCAGAAGGCUCAGGUGGUUGAGUUGGUGAAGAAGUACAAGCGGGCGGUCACACUUGCCAUAGGAGACGGAGCCAACGAUGUGAGCAUGAUCAAAGCGGCUCAUAUAGGCGUGGGCAUCUCGGGUCAGGAGGGCAUGCAGGCCGUGCUGUCCAGCGACUACUCCUUUGCCCAGUUCCGCUUCCUGCAGCGCCUCCUGCUGGUGCACGGCCGCUGGUCCUACCUGCGCAUGUGCAAAUUCCUGCGCUACUUCUUCUACAAGAACUUCACCUUCACCUUUGUCCACUUCUGGUACGCCUUCUUCUGCGGCUUCUCUGCACAGACGGUGUAUGAUGAGUGGUUCAUAACACUCUACAAUCUGGUGUACACAGCACUACCUGUACUGGGGAUGAGUCUGUUUGAUCAGGACGUUAAUGACGUGUGGAGUUUCCAGCAUCCUCAGCUCUACGUUCCCGGUCAACUCAACCUGUACUUCAGCAAGAGGGCCUUCUUCAAAUGUGCCCUCCACAGCUGCUACAGCUCCUUGGUGCUCUUCUUCAUCCCCUACGCAGCCAUGCACGACACGGUGAGGGACGACGGGAAGGACGUCGCUGACUACCAGUCCUUCGCCCUCCUUACUCAGACGUGUCUGCUGUUUGCCGUCACCAUACAGUUGGGGCUGGAGAUGUCUUACUGGACAGCGGUGAACACUUUCUUCGUGUUGGGCAGCCUGGCCAUGUACUUCGCUGUCACGUUCACCAUGUACAGUAACGGCAUGUUUCUCAUGUUGCCGUCGGCCUUCCCUUUCAUAGGAACGGCCCGAAACUCUCUGAACCAACCGAACAUUUGGCUGACGAUCCUCCUCACCUCCAUCCUGUGUGUCCUUCCUGUGGUCACCUACCGCUUCCUGUUAAUUCAGCUCUGCCCCACCAUCAAUGACAAGGUGAUGUUCAAAGUGAGACAGGCCAAAGCCACUCCUCCCCCUCCGCCUCGACGCACCCGCAUCCGCCGCACCAGCUCCCGCCGCUCAGGCUACGCCUUCUCACACGCGCAGGGCUACGGGGACCUUGUGACAUCGGGUCGCUUCCUGAGGCGUCCUGCUGUGUCGAGGUCUUCGGGUUUCGCUCACACAGGUCGCACCACCACAGGCUUCAGCCCUAUGGGGCGAUCGGCGGGAUACAGCCCGACAGGACGCCCUCAGAACACCAAGGUCCCCGAUGUGGAGGUGACGUCGCUUCAGAUGUACAGAACAAUCACGGAUGCUGCACUCUGACGGUCAGCUGACUAACUUCAAGAUGUGAGUCUGGGAGAAGGACGAAUGCCGCAUGGACAGCGGUGUGCCGCUUAAAGUUCCCAUUUGAAAAACUCGCUCGGGCUCUCCAGAGAACUUCACAUCACAGAGGACGAGGUUUUAAAAAGUACCCGACUUUUGCUCCGGGCAUUUUAGUCUCCAACUGUUUUAUCAAAGGGAACUACAGCAAAAUAUGUCGCUGAUUUGAUGGAUUCCUCUCCGCGGAUCAUGAGCGCUCAUGUAAAACAUGCGUCAUGCAGAGCAAAUAGAUGAAGUCUUUCUGACACUAGAAA
Molecule: messenger RNA, 4109 nt
Organism: Plectropomus leopardus (leopard coralgrouper)
Lineage: Eukaryota; Metazoa; Chordata; Actinopteri; Perciformes; Serranidae
Product: phospholipid-transporting ATPase ID-like
Biological process (GO): phospholipid translocation; Golgi organization
Cellular component (GO): plasma membrane; trans-Golgi network
Molecular function (GO): ATPase-coupled intramembrane lipid carrier activity; magnesium ion binding; ATP binding
Source: RefSeq, a predicted model, not a curated record